Cajanus cajan (pigeon pea) is the source of this 1419-nucleotide messenger RNA. Its product is annotated as glutamine synthetase cytosolic isozyme 2. Gene Ontology annotation, molecular function: glutamine synthetase activity. Gene Ontology annotation, cellular component: cytoplasm. NCBI's taxonomy places the organism in Eukaryota, Viridiplantae, Streptophyta, Magnoliopsida, Fabales, Fabaceae. The record is from RefSeq and is a predicted model, not a curated record.
GCAACAACCUUGUAUCGAGUGUGUGAAACGAAGAAAAGAAGAAGAAAAGAGAAAGAGAAAAAUUGUGUGUACGAAGAGUCUCCGCUGAAAGUUUUGGUUUCUUGAAGAUGUCGUCACUCUCUGAUCUUAUCAACCUUAAUCUCUCCGACAUCACGGAGAAGGUGAUCGCCGAGUACAUAUGGGUUGGUGGAUCCGGCAUGGACAUGAGAAGCAAAGCAAGGACUCUCUCAGGACCAGUUAGAGACCCUUCAAAGCUUCCCAAGUGGAACUAUGAUGGUUCCAGCACUGGUCAAGCUCCUGGACAAGAUAGUGAAGUGAUCUUAUAUCCACAGGCAAUUUUCAGGGAUCCAUUCAGGAGGGGUAGCAAUAUCCUGGUUAUGUGUGAUGCUUACACUCCUGCUGGGGAACCCAUUCCUACCAACAAGAGAAACAAUGCUGCAAAGAUAUUCAGCCAUCCUGAUGUUGUUGCUGAAGAACCCUGGUUUGGCCUUGAGCAGGAAUACACCUUGUUGCAGAAAGAUGUCCAAUGGCCUCUUGGAUGGCCUCUUGGUGGUUUUCCUGGGCCCCAGGGACCAUACUAUUGUGGUACUGGUGCUAACAAGGCUUUCGGGCGUGAUAUUGUUGACUCACAUUACAAAGCCUGUCUUUAUGCAGGCAUUAACAUCAGUGGAAUUAAUGGAGAAGUGAUGCCCGGACAGUGGGAAUUCCAAGUUGGUCCAUCGGUUGGCAUCUCUGCUGGUGACGAAUUGUGGGUAGCUCGUUACAUUUUGGAGAGGAUCACUGAGAUUGCUGGAGUGGUGCUUUCUUUUGACCCAAAACCAAUUCAGGGUGAUUGGAAUGGUGCUGGUGCUCACACAAAUUACAGUACCAAGUCCAUGAGAAACGAUGGUGGCUAUGAAAUCAUCAAAAAAGCAAUUGGCAAAUUGGAAAAGAGACACAAGGAGCACAUUGCUGCUUAUGGAGAAGGCAAUGAACGUCGUUUGACAGGACGACACGAGACAGCUGACAUGAACACCUUCCUAUGGGGCGUUGCAAACCGUGGUGCUUCUAUAAGGGUAGGGAGGGACACUGAGAAGGCAGGGAAGGGCUAUUUUGAGGAUAGAAGGCCUGCGUCUAACAUGGACCCUUAUGUUGUCACUUCCAUGAUUGCAGAGACAACCAUUCUCUGGAAACCAUAAGCAGCCUCAGAAACACACACGUGUGUCCUUCGUUGUUUCUAUGUUGGGAUGGUCAAUUUCUUUUUCUAAGCUUUCUUUGAGAUCUUGUUCCCACUGUUGUUAGGCCUUGUUUGUUGCUGCUACUGAUUUCCAAGGGAAGAUUAACUGUUGUUUCAUUCCCUUACGAACUGUACGUUUAAAGUGUUACAAAUAAUGUAAUGGCCCUCAAUUAUUAAUAUUAUGUUGUUAUUUGAUGCUGAUA